Cyphellophora europaea CBS 101466 is the source of this 453-nucleotide messenger RNA. RefSeq names its product 40S ribosomal protein S17. Gene Ontology annotation, cellular component: ribosome. NCBI's taxonomy places the organism in Eukaryota, Fungi, Ascomycota, Eurotiomycetes, Chaetothyriales, Cyphellophoraceae. Gene Ontology annotation, molecular function: structural constituent of ribosome. The transcript is spliced from 3 exons. Bases 1 to 453 code for a protein of 150 amino acids. Gene Ontology annotation, biological process: translation. The record is from RefSeq and is a predicted model, not a curated record.
AUGGGUCGCGUUCGCACAAAGACCGUCAAGAAGUCCGCCAAGGUCAUCAUUGAGCGGUACUAUCCCAAGCUCACCCUCGACUUCGAGACCAACAAGCGCAUCUGCGAUGAAAUUGCCAUCAUCGCGUCAAAGCGUCUUCGCAACAAGAUCGCCGGCUACACCACCCAUCUGAUGAAGCGCAUUCAGCGCGGCCCUGUGCGCGGUAUCUCCUUCAAGCUGCAGGAAGAAGAGCGCGAGCGCAAGGAUCAAUACGUGCCCGAGAUCUCCGCCCUCGACUUCACCCAGAACUCCGAGAGCGGCCAGCUCGAUGUCGAUUCCGAUACCAAGGAUCUGCUCAAGAGCAUGGGUUUCGACAGCAUCCCCGUCAAUGUUGUGGCCGUGGCGCAGCAGGGUGGCCAGGAACAGAGAGGUGGCCGCAGAGUGUUCGGCACUGACCGUCGGGGCGCGGCUUGA